GCAAGAUAUUGUCCGCCACCAUACAGCCCCCUGGGGCCGUCGACGCUAUUCUUCUCCUCCAUCUCGUCGUUUCAACGCCCCAAGUCGUCCGAAACAUCGAGGCCGCCGCUCUGGCUAUAAUCCCGUAAAUCACGACAAGUCUAACGAUCAACAAACCGCCAUGGCUGCCAGUGCUGCACUUCCAGGCCUCUUUUUCACCUUCGCAGCGAUGGUGCUGCUUAUCUUCGCCUCCGUUUCAACACCGACAUGGAACGCAGUCUCAUUCCUCAAUACCAACGUUGAUGGGGUGUCAACGCACUUCGGUGUGUUUGGCUACACAGGAUCAAACACCUCCGUCGGAUGGUAUUUCCCAACCGGAAUAGCUGACAGCGAACUGAACAACGGCCUCUUUCACAACCUCACCAUCGCUCUCAUCCUCGUCCCAAUAGCCGCCGGCCUUUCAGGCCUUGCCUUCCUCUUCGGGCUGUGCGGCGCAAGCUACCACCGCGUCGGGACCGUCUUCAUGUCGCUCGUCUCCGCGCUCGCCUGCCUCGUCACGCUCGUCGUCUGGAUCAUCGAGAUGUCUCUAUUCGGCAUCGCGCGCAACCACGUCCGCGAACGCGGCGGCUAUGCGCAGUACGCCAAUGCCAACUGGCUCGUCCUUGGCGCCCUAAUUGCACUUUUCCUCGGCUUCUUUGCCAGCCUCUGCGGUAUUUUUGGCAGCUACCGCUCAAAGCGUGCCGCGUAUUGAAUGCGUACAUUCCUAUACCAAAUGAUGUGCGGACUAUCAUACAAGGAUGUAGAUCUGCCUUUCGGACAGCUACUUUAUCACCGUCGCCUUAUUAUCUGCUGGACUAUUACUCGCUUACUUUGGAUGCGCACUUCACGAACUACUCGUAUACGCCCUCCAUCGAUAGUCCUUUCCGAUCCUGAUUCGUUUUUGAAAACUCUCUACAGAGCCACGAUACCAUACGUUCGUGCCAUACCUGUGCAAUGACCUUGCUAACGACAGUUCUGUUACUUCAUUGCUCCCUUCGCUCUACGCCCAGUUGAAUGCCGCUGUAUUGCCUACCUUGCUCCUCCUCUUGUUGUAACGUUAUCCAUCUGUAUGAUUUAUAUGAUUCUCCGAUUCGAUCCGUCUGACAAUCCUCCGCCCAC
This is a messenger RNA of Laetiporus sulphureus 93-53, 1137 nucleotides long. Its product is annotated as pali-domain-containing protein. Gene Ontology annotation, cellular component: plasma membrane; growing cell tip; cell division site. Bases 161 to 730 code for a protein of 189 amino acids. Lineage: Eukaryota; Fungi; Basidiomycota; Agaricomycetes; Polyporales; Laetiporaceae. The record is from RefSeq and is a predicted model, not a curated record. The transcript has 4 exons.